Molecule: messenger RNA, 1873 nt
Organism: Fragaria vesca subsp. vesca
Lineage: Eukaryota; Viridiplantae; Streptophyta; Magnoliopsida; Rosales; Rosaceae
Product: pentatricopeptide repeat-containing protein At5g47360-like
Exons: 2
Coding region: 95-1360 (421 amino acids)
Molecular function (GO): protein binding
Source: RefSeq, a predicted model, not a curated record
CUCAAUCUCUCGCUUCUCUACUGCCACGUCAGCAGAGACGGUCUUGAAUCACCUCCACAGAAAUGGCGGCAAAAUUGAGAAAACCCUAGACUCAAUGAGGCUCAAUUUGGACGCCAAAUGUGUAAGUCAGGUCUUACAGAGAUGCUAUCCCACCCAAUCCCAAUUGGGUCUUAGAUUUUUCAUAUGGGCUGGGGUUCACUCCAGUUAUAGGCAUAGCUACUUUAUGUUUAGUAAAGCUUGUGACUUGUAUAAGAUUAGGGAAUACCCAAGUUUGAUUUUUGAUGUUUUGGAGGCUUAUAGUGCUGAAGGUUGCUCUGUUAGUGUUAAGAUGUUUAAAGUUUUGUUUAAUGUGUGUAAAGAAGCUAAGCUUGCUGAUGAGGCUUUGAGGGUUCUGAGGAAAAUGCCGGAGUUCGGGUUGCGAGGGGAUAAUGUGGUGUAUAAUGUUGUUAUCAGGCAGUUUUGUGAGAAGGGUGAUAUGGAUAUGGCUGAGAGUUUGGUGAAGGAGAUGAGUGAGGUGGAGCUUUAUCCGGAUUUGAUCACGUAUAUGGUGAUGAUUAAAGGGUUCUGUAAUGUGGGUCGGUUGGAUGAUGCAUGUGGACUGUUUAUGUUUAUGAAGGAAAAUGGUUGUGUGCCGAAUGUUGUGGUGUACUCGGCGCUUCUUGAUGGAUUCUGUAGGUUUGGGGAUAUGGAGAGAGCCUUGACGUUGUUGGAGGAGAUGGAGAAGGAAGGUGGGGAUUGUGGUCCUAAUGUAGUAACAUAUACGACUGUGAUUCAGUGUCUUUGUAACAAGCAUCGGUCAGUGGAGGCAUUGCUUGUUUUGGACCGGAUGGAAGCUCGUGGUUGUUUACCAAAUCGCGUCACGGUUAGUACUUUGAUCACAGGUCUUGUUAAGGAGGAUCAAGUUGAGCACGCUUAUAAGUUGGUUGAUAGAGUUGUUAAAAGUGGAAGUGUUACAAAAACUGAUUGCUACAGUACUUUUGUUGUGUCUUUGGAAAGAGUUGGAAGACCUGAAGAGGCAGAGAAAGUCCUUAGGAUGAUGCUUAAUAGUGGGGUUAAACCGAACAGUUUGGUGUGUACCAUUAUGUUAAAAAAAUGUUGUUUGGAGGGACGUAUGGUGGACGCAUAUUGCUUAUUUGGUGAACUUGAGAAGAUGGAAUGCUUAUCUUCUAUUGAAUCUGAUACUUAUUCUAUUCUUUUGUUGGGGCUUUGUCAGCAAAGACACUUGGUGGAGGCUGCAGAGCUUGCAAGGGUAAUGCUCAGUAAAGGAAUUAAACUAAAAGGUCCAUAUGUUGAUAUUAUAUCUGAGGUCCUGGUGAAAUCUGGAGACGAAGAGUUAGUUAAACAAUUGACAAGGAAUUGAAGGUGACAUUGAAGAAAAUACAAUGUUCAGGUCGCCUUGGCUCUUGUUUGUUAAUAAAUCCACUCAUGUUCUUCAGCUCAAAGACUUCUCAAUACUUGAGUUGAGUUGGUAGUAUUUGCAACAGAUGAGUACUUGUUCCAAUCUGGCAUAAAAACCAUUUUCGUGGAGGUGGAAGUAAAUAAAGGCAGAUCCUGACAAACUUUUACAUUGUAGACCGGAUCUGUUUGGAAACCUUAAAAGAACCUGAGAGGGUCUGAAUUUGAAGUCCAAGAAGUUAUCUAGGAAUAUCUGACGGCCAGAUUAAGAAGUACUCUUGAUAAAAGAUUCUGUGUCAUGAAGUGGCAAUCAGUGAGGUAGUUAUUCUGAGUAUGUGGAGUUCAUCAUAAAGUUGGUGGGUUACAACAGGAAGCAAGCUGCACCUUAAUUUGAUAGCAAGCACCAACAGCAGUACUUGAAGGUUCAUCAUAUCCAGGUGCACCUCAUCAACCAAAAGCUUCUCUUGUUAGCUACUGG